CAAAUACUGUCAUUCCGCUAUUACCCUCGCAUCUUAUCUUAAAUUACCAGCCCACUCCCACCCUGCCUUCUUAUCACUGAGCACGUCGCCGUAUCCUCAAAUUUAAGAAAACCCUCACGGAAGAUCGCAAUCUAGGGUUUCACUCAAUCGUUACACGAACUUAUUGAUUCGUACUUCCGACAAACCGCCAUUUGUUGAAGGCUUGAAGCGUACUGGGUGGUAAUGGACUUUGACGAGUAUGAUUAUCUGGAGAAGACCGUGGAAGAGACCAACGGUCCAUCCUCGAAGAGCAAGGACAAGGACAGAGAGAACAGCUACGAGAAGGAGAAGAGUGAGAAAAGCUACCGGAGGAGGGAAAGGGAUGAGAGCGACGAUAUAGCUGAUGAAGACGUCAGAGAUCGCAAGAGCAGUAGAAUAUCUCGUGGAGGGGAUGAGGAGAACGGCAGGGAGAAGGUUAGAGACAAGGACAGGGACAGGGAUAGAGAUAGGGAGAGGUCUUCGCGGCACAGGAGUCGAGAGCGGGAGCCGGAUAGAGACAAAGAGUGGAGGAGCUCAAGGGAUAGGGAGAAGAGAGACAAGGACAAGGAUAAAGAAAAGGAAAGGGAUAAGGAUGGAGAUAAAGAUAGAGAUAGGGAGAGAAGAGAUAGGGAUAAGGAGAAAGAGAAGGAAAGGGAAAGAAGAGACAGGGAUAAGGAGAAGGAUCGAGAGAGGGAGCGGAGGAGUCGCAGCCGCUCAAGGCUUGACCGUGAAAAGGAGCGAGAAUUGAUUAGAGAGCGCGAGCGUGAGUUUGAAGUAAGAGAUAGCAGGAGAUUUAAGGACAAGAAGGAGACAGUGGAGCCAGAGGCUGAUCCAGAAAGAGAUCAAAGAACCGUGUUUGCUUACCAGAUGCCCUUGAAAGCAACUGAAAGGGAUGUAUAUGAGUUCUUCUCACAAGCUGGAAAGGUGAGGGAUGUACGUUUGAUCAUGGACAGAAAUUCAAGAAGAUCAAAAGGAGUUGGGUAUAUUGAAUUUUAUGAUGCCAUGUCUGUACCAAUGGCAAUUGCAAUUUCUGGGCGCUUAUUGCAUGGACAGCCUGUUAUGGUUAAACCUUCAGAAGCUGAAAAAAACCUCGUUCAAUCAAAUACUACUACUGGUGUGGCAGGUAUUACAGGGCCAUAUGCUGCCUCAGAAAGGAAAUUGUAUGUUGGAAAUCUGCACUUCAACAUGACAGAAUUAAACCUUAAACAGAUUUUCGAAUCUUUUGGUCCUGUCGAGCUUGUGCAGUUACCUACAGAUCCAGAAACUGGGCAUUGCAAAGGUUUUGGCUUUGUUCAAUUUGCUCAAAUUGAACAUGCAAAAGCAGCACAGAGUUUGAAUGGGAAACUGGAGAUUGCUGGUCGUACAAUUAAGGUUUCAUCUGUGACUGAACAUGUUGCUGCUCAAGACUCGGCAGCUAAAACGGCAGAUUUUGAUGACGAUGAAGGAGGUGGACUGGCAUUAAAUGCACAGUCAAGAGCAAUGCUGAUGCAGAAAUUGGAUCGGAGCGGCAUAGCCUCCAGCAUUACAGGUUCACUUGGGGUUAAUGGUGCAGCCCCACCACAGGUUCCAGGUAUGAGUUUGCCUAUGAGUGGGUCCCCUGCUAUUGCAGCCACAAUCUUUCCUCAAGGUUUUGCCAUGAUACCUGAACCCAUUGGAACCCCCAGCGAGUGUUUAUUGUUGAAGAAUAUGUUUGAUCCAGUUUUGGAGACAGAGCCGGACUUUGAUUUGGAAAUUAAGGAAGAUGUUUUCGAAGAAUGUUCAAAGUAUGGCACUGUGAAACAUAUCCAUGUGGAAAAGAAUAGUGGCGGAUAUGUCUACUUAAGGUUUGAUAGUGUGGAGUCUUCAGCUCGUGCUCAACUAGCAAUGCAUAAAAGAUGGUUUGCUCGCAGAUCAGUGUCUGCCAUCUUUUUGCAACCCUACGAGUAUGAUGCAAAGUUCAAAGGGGCAGCCUGAUCGAGUUUCAGGGGCCUACAUUUGGCAGUAAUGUACUUGAUAUUCUGUGUCAAGAUUGAGACGAGUUUUUGCCUGGUUUUGGUAUUAUCAGUUCAAUUGCUAAUAUUUGUUUUACAUGUAUGAUCAAUUACUAACACUGAAUUGCUGCCUAUAAAGUGUAUUCCUUCCAUGACUAUCUAUAUAUGUACUGUACCUAAUUUAAAGUUGAGGAAUUCAAGGCGCACAUUUAAAAAGUACCAUCUUUGCCCACUAACAUUGGGACAAGAAGGGCUUUCUGA
Messenger RNA from Cuscuta epithymum, 2249 nucleotides. Lineage: Eukaryota; Viridiplantae; Streptophyta; Magnoliopsida; Solanales; Convolvulaceae. The record is from the annotation of a GenBank genome assembly.